GCCGUCCCUUCCCGCCCCCUUCUCCUUCACGUUCCUCCGACGAGUCUUUCAGUCCCUCCUCUCUUCACCGCUCGAUCGAUCGACGGGAUCCUGUUCUCCGCCUUCUCCUCUUUGGGGGUUCCUGUUCUUGAUCGGUUCUCCGGCCCCAAGUGACCGAUCGCCGGUGUUCCUAGGGAUUGGCGUUCCCUGGGUUUCCUUCCGCUCAUUCCGUGGAACACCAUGGAUCUUUCGCCGGGCACCGAGGAGUACAUCAAAGAAUCCAUCGUGAUCUCGUUGGGCCUCCCGGUGUCCGUCGAGAGCCUGAGCCCGAAGCUCCUUGUCUCCGAGGACACCCGCCGCCGUCUUCAAGAUCAGAUCUUUGUUUUGGAGGACCGCCUCAAGGAGUCCAGCAAGAGAUUAGAGCAGUCCAGGGCCGAGUCGAAUAUGAACGCCCAGGGAGUGAGGAGGUGCGUGGAGGAGAAGGAGGUGAUUGCAUCGCAGUACGCUGAUCUGGUGAAUCACUGCCGCAAGUUGGAGGAGGAGUGCUCUCUGUACGAGCGCGACUUGGAGAGGAUAAUGGAAUCUUGUGAUGAGUUAGCGAAGGAGAACGAGGAGUUGCGGGCACAGCUGCAGCACAUUUCUAGCCUAGAAUCAUUGGCUGCUGAAGCAGAAUCCUUGAAGAAGGACAAGGAACAUUUGAGGACAAAUCUCCACAGAGCUGAAGAGGAGGUCAAGGUUUUCUUUGAAGAAAACAAAAUUCUGGAUGAAGAAAACAAGAAACUGCUGGAAUUACUAAGAAAAGAAAGGCGUCGUCAAGGAUCGGACAGCCACCGAGGCUCUGCCACACCUUCUGCUAAGGGAAAACGUAAGUCGAGUGGCAAAGAUUGUACUAGUCCCCGGGGCUGAUGAUCCAUCUUGGUGCAGCUGAAUCUAUCAAGGCAGCUGUUGUCAUCUCUUCAUCAGAACUCUCUUGCUUCUAGAUUGCACAAGAAGUAAAAAAAAAAAAAAUGCCGAGUAGCCAGCCAUUCCUCCUCCCAUCCUCGAGCUAUGCUACUGCAACCAGCUGCACACAAUCCAACAGCUCUCGUUGUCGUAUGAAGCCUUUGAACUUGGGAUACCGGUUCGAAUUGCCCCUUUCUGUUUCUUUCUAAUUAGGCCAUCUUUUUGCUGACCCUUCAAAUUUCUCACAUCAACUUCAAACCAGCUUCUUCAUAUUACAAUGACCAUUCAUCAAAUGGUUCUGUUUGUUUCAUCCAGUGAAGCUCUUCCUAAUAUUCCAACCUGUAUAUCAUCAACAUUCGGCUGUAACCAGACACGAAUAAA
Messenger RNA from Musa acuminata AAA Group (dessert banana), 1302 nucleotides. RefSeq lists its product as uncharacterized. NCBI's taxonomy places the organism in Eukaryota, Viridiplantae, Streptophyta, Magnoliopsida, Zingiberales, Musaceae. The record is from RefSeq and is a predicted model, not a curated record. Bases 220 to 885 code for a protein of 221 amino acids. The transcript is spliced from 5 exons.